Messenger RNA from Sinocyclocheilus anshuiensis, 1323 nucleotides. RefSeq names its product protein tyrosine phosphatase type IVA 3-like. The coding region runs from base 722 to 1243 and encodes 173 amino acids. The record is from RefSeq and is a predicted model, not a curated record. Gene Ontology annotation, biological process: protein dephosphorylation. The transcript has 7 exons. NCBI's taxonomy places the organism in Eukaryota, Metazoa, Chordata, Actinopteri, Cypriniformes, Cyprinidae.
CCAACAGAGCACCUGGAAACACACUGCACUAGUGGGCAGAGAGUCCUGUCCAGCCUUCCAACUUUAUGUAAAAGGAUUUGGCUCAAGAUGUGCUAAGCCCUCAACAAGAGUGGCAGGGUAACUAAAAGGGUUGCACUGGCAGUCUGUGAGCCCUGGACUUAAUCCCGAGCGGGACGCAGCCUGUCACAAAGCUUUCUCCUCCAGUUUCUUGUUCGUUAAUGGAGUUCCGGCAGGGCAGCGGCGAUUACUGCCACGCCCAACAUCAGAACGCUUGAUCACGGGUGGAUAUGCCCGAAAUCUGCCACUGAAUGUCCAGAGAAACGCUUUCUGUGCUUUUCUCUUGCUGGUCUUUCUGAAUGACCACUUUGCUGUGCGCCAAAUGGGUUAAUUGCCAUCGCGGCACCUGGCAUUUAGCUACCGGACACUGUUCCACCCGUCUAGUUGCCCGGCAGAUUAUCCCUAUAAAGAGGAAGAGGCAGAUUUGUUGGAAGAGGAAGACUUUUGUGGUUUCUAAUUUCCCAGAAAGGCAGCUUUCAAUUUUAUAUACUGACUAGUAGUGAUUUAUCAUAGAGGAUCCUGCAAGUCCUUGACACCUUCACUGUGAUAGUGAAUCUGCUGUAGCACUGUUCUAGGUCAGAGUAGUGCCGUACUGUGAGUGGAGCUCUGUGGAUCCUAGCCCGGAGUGGGUGUUCUGUUUUCUGUAGUGUGGAGGGACACCAGCAUGACCAGGAUGAACCGUCCGGCUCCUGUCGAGGUCUGCUACAAAAACAUGCGCUUCCUUAUCACGCACAACCCAACCAAUGCAUCAUUAAGCAGCUUCAUUGAGGAUCUGAAGAAGUAUGGGGCAACAACAGUGGUGCGUGUGUGUGAAAUCACCUAUGAUAAGACACCGCUGGAAAAGGAUGGAAUUACUAUCAUGGAUUGGCCUUUCGAUGACGGCGCACCUCCUCCUACCAAGAUCGUGGAUGACUGGCUGAGUCUGCUGAAGAAUAAGUUCUGUGAAGAUCCAGGCUGCUGUGUGGCUGUGCAUUGUGUGGCCGGACUGGGCCGGGCUCCAGUGCUGGUGGCUCUGGCACUUAUAGAGAGCGGAAUGAAAUAUGAGGACGCCAUUCAGUUGAUUAGACAGAAACGUCGGGGCGCCAUCAACAGUAAGCAGCUGACGUACCUGGAGAAGUACUGCCCCAAACAGAGACUGCGUUUCAAAGACCCACACAACCACAAAAGCAAGUGCUGCCUCAUGUGAUCCAGUCUCACCAGCCUGCCACUGAAGGAACCAGUCACUCAUGGACUAAACCAGACUAGAAUUACCAAUCUAGUGCAUUU